Branchiostoma floridae (Florida lancelet) is the source of this 615-nucleotide messenger RNA. Its product is annotated as antho-RFamide neuropeptides-like. The record is from RefSeq and is a predicted model, not a curated record. NCBI's taxonomy places the organism in Eukaryota, Metazoa, Chordata, Leptocardii, Amphioxiformes, Branchiostomatidae. The transcript has 4 exons. Bases 172 to 600 code for a protein of 142 amino acids.
AUGUCAAAGAUGCUCUAUUUCACGUCUAAUUUCCUCUGAAUUGGUCCAUAAACCGUUAAAUACGGCUGAGCUGACGAGGACGCUCAUACCGCAGUGCUUCUCCUGUACAGUUCGUGUCGCUGUUGCUGCACCCAGUUCUGUCUUUCCACCCGACUCCGUUGUGGGGACGCCAUGGAACUCCGUCUCUUCAUAACCACCUUCCUGCUGAUGCUGGUCGCUUUCCACGUAUGUGCGGAGGAUGAGAAGAAAGAGGUGGAACGGGAAGUAGAAAAGAGAAUGGACCCCGCCUUGCUCGGGAAGAGGAUGUCCGACCCUAGUGCCUUUGGGAAGCGACUGCUGGAUAGAGGAGGGAAACGGCAGGACACGGCUUGGAUGGGGAAGAGGCAGGAUAGAGGCGGGAAACGGCAGGACAUGGCUUGGAUGGGGAAGAGGCAGGAUAGAGGCGGGAAACGGCAGGACACGGCUUGGAUGGGGAAGAGGCAGGAUAGAGGCGGGAAACGGCAGGACAUGGCUUGGAUGGGGAAGCGUGACGACCCCCGCACGUCGUGCCGGACCCAGUACGACCCGACCACCGGCAAGUGGAUGUAUGUGUGUUGGUGAGUUGUCUUCGGAUCA